CGCCAAUAUGAACACCCACUGAAGCUGCACAAGGCAAUGGCAGUCGUGCCCUGACGUGCACUCGGCCUGUGAUUCUGACUACUGAUCGUUGAAUCUAGGCAAUUUUAUGCGAAUGAGGGUCAAACACAUAUGGUGAGUGGGACAGGGAUCCGUCGAGAUCAUGAAUCAGUCAACUUCAGGGAAAGAAAACCACCAUGUUGUUGUUACAAGCCUUCUAUUAUGCAAUAUGUUAGAAUCUCUGCUUCAUCCAUCAGCGCUGCUGUUCGAAGCGCGCCAUCAGGGGUUUUCGUGAUCCAUCCCAUGUACAGAAGUGAUGCUGGUCAAAACAAUGCCAGCACAGAUCAUCCCUACUUUUCUCUCCUCAAGGUGAUGCCAACGUCACAACAACGUCAGAACGCCUGCAAAGAAUCUCCUUUCCGCUCAUCAAGGAACAAGAUGCAAGUACUCUGUACGGGAGAGUGACGUCUUGUCAGGGCCUGCUCAGGAGUGAAGAGUGAUAAAACAAUG
This is a messenger RNA of Exophiala xenobiotica, 507 nucleotides long. RefSeq lists its product as uncharacterized. The transcript has a single exon. The coding region runs from base 130 to 462 and encodes 110 amino acids. NCBI's taxonomy places the organism in Eukaryota, Fungi, Ascomycota, Eurotiomycetes, Chaetothyriales, Herpotrichiellaceae. The record is from RefSeq and is a predicted model, not a curated record.